AUGCAUACCAACGGAAAAGCCCACGGUAUUCCUGAAUUUCCACCCGGUGUCCAGCGUCUACCUGCAACGGCACCUCCGGAAUACUUCAUCGCUCUGCUCAAACGAGAUGGGGGUGUUAUCGCCGAAAACUUUGCACCGGUGGAAGUAAUGGACAAGUGCAACGCCGAAAUCAAACCGAAACUUGACGCCGAACAACGCUGGAAUGGAAGCUUUUUCCCGAAAGAAACCAGAAAAUGCACCUCCCUUAUUGCCAACAGCCCAACCUAUACCCGAGAACUACUCAUGAACCCUCUCUACCAAACCAUCUGCGACCAUUUCCUGACUACUCGGAAUUCCUUCUGGUGGGGUGACACCUGGAAGGAAUCCGUUUCGAAGCCGCAGGCGCACACGGGGGCCGCCAUGUAUAUCGGGCCUGGAGCAAAAGCUCAACCACUGCAUCGCGAUGACUAUCUCCAUCACAACGUUCACACUGAAGUUCCAGCUCCAUGGAACGACGAACGGGACAUGAACCGUGAAAGUGCAGUUGGUCUGUUUGUGGCUGGCACAAAAACUACCAAGGCCAAUGGCGCAACUCGUUUUAUUCCGGGCUCGCAUCUCUGGGGUAAUUACGAACGCAAAAAUCCUCCUCCAGAAAACCAGACGGUCUAUGCCGAACUGGAAAAGGGAGACGCCUUCUUUAUGUUCGCCUCUUGCUUCCACGGUGGUUCUCAAAACAUAACUACGGAUGAACACAGGCUAGUUUAUAGCACAUUCGUCACGCGUGGGUGGUUGAGGCAAGAAGAUAAUAUGUAUCUGGCUAUUCCACGUGAUAUACUUAUGCAAUAUGACCGCAAGGUCCAGCAAUUUAUCGGCUAUUCUUGCUCUGACCCAGGGUGUGGUCUUGUGGAUGACCUCGAUCCCAUUUAUAAACUCUAUCCUGAGGAACUCAAAACUGCGGUCCCUGUAGACUACUGA
Molecule: messenger RNA, 954 nt
Organism: Talaromyces proteolyticus
Lineage: Eukaryota; Fungi; Ascomycota; Eurotiomycetes; Eurotiales; Trichocomaceae
Product: phytanoyl-CoA dioxygenase
Exons: 4
Coding region: 1-954 (317 amino acids)
Source: RefSeq, a predicted model, not a curated record